This is a messenger RNA of Botrytis byssoidea, 1230 nucleotides long. RefSeq lists its product as uncharacterized. Lineage: Eukaryota; Fungi; Ascomycota; Leotiomycetes; Helotiales; Sclerotiniaceae. The transcript has 2 exons. The record is from RefSeq and is a predicted model, not a curated record. Bases 1 to 1230 code for a protein of 409 amino acids.
AUGUCGACUGAUACCUUGAAAAUCAACCCCUUCCCACCAAUUUCGAACGGCAUGGAUAAUGUUGCUGCUGCUAUCGAGAUGUUCUGCAGAAAUAUUAAAUUUGGCCACGAUAUUCAAGACUGCGAGGUCAGACAGGGUGGAAAUCACAACGUCAUAAUAUUCUCCUAUGUCCCCUUCGCAUUCUCUGAUCCAACCCGUCCACCACCAUCCAAUCAACGCCAAUUCUGUGUCUUGCGUACCAUAAAGGAAAUAUUUAAGGAUUCUUCAGACAUGGCGUGCGAAAAUACAAAAAGAACCGUGGCGGCAAUGCACAGCUACGGAGAAGGAGGCACACAUACAUCCAAACUCCCUAUACCUGCCGUUCUUGCCUAUGAUGCGAUGUAUUAUAAUGCGAUUGGAUGUCCCUACAUCAUACAACGAAGAGCCGCAGGAAACGAUUUGCAAAAAUGGUACGAAGAUCUCAAUGCGGCGGUUCCGGCUGAUGGACCGUAUGAUUUGACGGAAAGGUUGAAAAUUGCCGAGGAAGUGGCAGUUUUUAUUGCAAAUAUGGAAAAUAGUUUCCAGUUCCAGGAGUAUGGAGAUUUGAUCCAUGGAGCGAGUAUGCCGGAUAAGAAUAUGGCGUUUUCAGGGGAGGAAAUGGAGAUGAGAAUCAGAGGACCAUAUGUUGGUGACGUGCAGAUUCCUGGUUCAUUAAAUCAUAUUGAUUUUUUUGAGAGUCUAAUCAGAGCUCGUAUUGCAAAAACAGGGAUUUCUCAGGCUGCAUACGAGGAGUUGGCGAAGUUAAAGAAAAUCUUCGAGCAGAUGAAAGAAUGGGAGCUUUUGGAUAAGUUCAGCACCGUGCCUACGCUCUACCAUCGGGAUCUCUAUGCGCGAAAUGUCAUUUUUGAUGGGACGGAUGGAGAGAUGAAGUUGACGGCAGUGAUUGAUUGGGAUGAGACGAUGGUUCUUCCCCGGAUCAUGACGCGCGAACCACCUUGUUGGCUCUGGACAAAUAAGAUGCGUAACAAAAAGCACCGCGGAGUCAUCAAAAGACAUUUCUAUGAACACAUCGAGCGAUUACUUCCGGGAUAUAAAGAGGAUGCGGAGGGAGAAGACGCGAAAAUUGUGAGGGCAUUGUAUGUGUAUGCGUUCUGGGGACCGAAGUACGGAUAUCACUCUGAGCUCUCUUUUGCGGAACUGCUGAAGGAAUAUGUUGAGAUGUGGGCGGAGGACAUGUUUGAGGGGUGGUAG